ACCCCUAACCGCCGGUCCACCUAUCAUACCUACGUGCGGCUACUGCGGCGGACAAGCGCGGGGUUAUCGGCCUCCCGAGCCUUUAACUUGACCGACCUCGCCCCUUCAACUCUCUUUUGUUUCGGGUACUAGUAUCUCCGGACCAAUCACAUUACAAAUUUCCCCUACCCAGUCGGACAUACUCUACAAUGUGGAGAUCUUUAGUCCGAGGCUUAGGCUUUCGAGCACGAUCAGGUAUGAAAUGAUAAAUAGAUCCCCUCUUCCACAUAACAUACCCAGACACUGACUACUACAUCUACUCGCACAGCUUGCACACCAACAACCAUCAACGCAUCAAUCCACACUCCCACAUCCACAAUGCCCAAAUACGCCAAAGACCAGCCCGUCGGGUACAAAAACACCAUUGAGAAAGUGGCCAUUGUCGGCGCCGGCGGCACCAUCGGCUCGCACAUCACGCGCGCGCUCCUCCAAACAGGAAAACACACCGUAACCGCACUCUCCCGAAAAGACAGCGGAAACAAACUCCCAUCAGGCGUGCACAUCGCCCCAGUCGACUACAACGAUGAAUCGACGAUCAUCUCAGCCCUAAAGGACCAUCAAUUCCUCAUCAUCACCAUGGCGCCGACCGCCCCGCGCGACACACACAGCAAACUGGUCCAAGCAGCCGCCAAGGCCGGAAUCCCGUACAUCAUGCCGAACAGCUACGCGGGGGACAUCGAGAACGUAUCGCUGGGAGUGGAUACCAUCCUUGGUCCGAUUGCACAGGCCAGUCGCGAGGAAAUCAACAGCCUCGGUAUGCAAUGGGUGAGUGUGUGUUGUGGGUUCUGGUAUGAUUAUAGUCUUGCGGGGGGAGAUUCUCGGUUCGGGUUUGAUUUCGAGAAGAGGACGUUGACGUUCUAUGAUGAUGGGAAUACGAAGAAUACGACGUCGACGUUGGCGCAGGUGGGUAGGGCUGUGGCGAAGGUGUUGAGUUUGAAGGAGGUGCCUGAGGAUGAGAACGAUACGAGUCUUACUCUGUCGAGGUUCUUGAAUCAGGGGGUGUAUGUUAAGAGUUUUGUGGUCAGUCAGAGGGAUAUGUUUGAGAGUGUGAAGCGGGUUACGGGGACGAGGGAUGAGGAUUGGACGAUUACUCAUGAGGAUACGAAGAAGAGGUAUGAGGAGGGUAUGGCGAUGGUUAAGAAGGGGAAUAUGGCGGGGUUCAGUAAGUUGUUGUAUGCGAGGGCGUUUUAUCCCGAUGGGGCGAGUGAGCAUUCGGCCAAGGCGCAGAAUGAGUUGUUGGGGUUGCCGGAGGAGAGUUUGGAUGAGGCGACUAGUGAGGGUAUUGAGUUGGUGAAGGAGUUGCAGCUUAGGGUGGAGAGGAUGGCGUCGUGA
Molecule: messenger RNA, 1371 nt
Organism: Aspergillus sclerotioniger CBS 115572
Lineage: Eukaryota; Fungi; Ascomycota; Eurotiomycetes; Eurotiales; Aspergillaceae
Product: aromatic alcohol reductase
Exons: 2
Coding region: 358-1371 (337 amino acids)
Molecular function (GO): oxidoreductase activity
Source: RefSeq, a predicted model, not a curated record